This is a messenger RNA of Strongylocentrotus purpuratus (purple sea urchin), 1242 nucleotides long. Its product is annotated as ankyrin repeat domain-containing protein 29-like. Lineage: Eukaryota; Metazoa; Echinodermata; Echinoidea; Camarodonta; Strongylocentrotidae. The coding region runs from base 1 to 1242 and encodes 413 amino acids. The record is from RefSeq and is a predicted model, not a curated record. Gene Ontology annotation, molecular function: protein binding. The transcript is spliced from 2 exons. Gene Ontology annotation, cellular component: cytoplasm.
AUGGCGCUGUUUUCAGCAGCAGCAAAAGGAGACGUCCUGAAGAUACAAUCAUUAAUCGUCUCAGAAGACAAAUCAAAGGGUUCGGGAGGAGUUGAUGUAAACUGCUCGGAUGCGUCUGGCAAGACACCCCUUCACAUUGCUUCGGAAAACGGACAUUUGCAAACGGUUGAAUGGCUUACCCAUCAUGGAGCAAACGUGAAUGUAAUCGAUGCUAACCUACAGACAUCGGUUCACUUAUGCUCAAAAAUAGGCCAUCUUCAUGUGAUAGAGCUGUUAGUGAACGAAGGAGCAGAUAUUAAAAUUGGCGACAAAGAUGGGUUUACAGCUCUUCACAUAGCAUCAUUCAAGGGUCAUGUUGACAUUGUCAAAUACCUUGUUAGCAAAAGGGCAGAGCUGGAGAGACUUGCUAAUGAUUACUGGACACCACUAAACCUUGCUUUAGACGGUGGCCAUCUAGACAUCGCGGAGUACCUUUUGACAAAAAAAGCCAACAUUAAUAGGUGUGGUAAAGGUGGAUGUACAGCUCUACAUACUGCCUCACAAACUGGUAAUAUUGAUGGAGUGAAAUAUCUAACCAGUCAUGGAGCUGAGCUGGAUAGGAGCACUGAAGAUGGUAAGACCGCACUUAGUUUGGCUUCAUUGGAGGGACACCUUGACAUUGUCAAAGUUCUCGUUAACGAAGGGGCACAGCUUGACAAAUGUGACGAUAUCGACAGGACACCCUUGUCUUAUGCUUCUCAAGAAGGCCAUCUUGAAGUCGUCGAAGAAGCAAGAAAGAUCGUUAAGCCAUUCAUUGGGUUUAAAGAGGACGACUAUGACUACCUUCGCAGUACGUUCGGUAGUAAGGCUCUCCCUAGCUUAAUGCCCCGCCCAUACUCCCCAACAUACGAUCCAUAUCUUACCAGUCCACGAGACAGCUCUAGCUCCUCGAGGAAGAGUAUCACAGAAGAGACAAAGAUUAUAAGUCUCGACGAGUACAGCAUCAAGGUUCCAAUUUCACCAGACGAUGUGGACAGAGCCAAACUUAUCACAGCAGAAGCAUUGACAACCAUUCCACCUGACUUAAAGCUGGAAAAAGACGAAGUUAUCAUCUCAGUUGGGCUCAAGCUAUCCCCUCCUGGUCUUCAGUUUAAAACUCCGGUGGAAGUCACGGUCUCGCAUAGCGCUAUUUUCACCAACCCAGACAAGGCAGAAAUUGUGCUAUACACCCGAAGGACUGGUAAGAUCUUCCUAUUACCAUAG